AUGGUGCUGCGACUCGCGAGUAUCGCCUUUUUGGCGGUUGCUCUUUGUUUCUUAUGCUUUGCAACCUUGACCAACGCCGACAACACUUUUCAACCACGUGGUAGCCGUGCCCACCUCCAUCGUCGGGCCAAUGUCAUCACCAAGGCACCUUCAUGGACCAAGAAGAUCACCCAUAGCCCGGGUCACCAGAACCCUGCCAAAGCCCCGCCAAACCCCACUGAAGAUCUCGAGCUCUCCAGCGAUUCAGCUGUUAGCCUUGAUCAGUACUACAAAGAUGCUGCUAAUGCUACUGAGUCUUCUGCUGGAGUUACUCCUAACAAGUCUGGUCUCUCACGCCGUUCUCUUGAGAGGCGCGGUGACGGUCCCCUCUAUUGCAAGGACCGACCUUGCCCUGAUGACAGCUGCUGUGGUCCCAAAGGAAUCUGUGGCUAUGGACCUGACUACUGUGGUGAUGGAUGCACAUCCAACUGUGAUGCUACGGCCAUGUGUGGAGAGUAUAGUGAAGAGGGUGAGAUGCCUUGCGGUAUGAACCUCUGCUGUUCUGCCACCGGUUGGUGUGGUACCACAGAAUUGUUCUGCGAUAACGCUGAUCCCCUACAUAAAACUUUGCCCUGCCAAGCCGGUUAUGGAGGCUGCAACAUCGUCUCAUCUCCUUCAUGCGCAAAGGGAGGUGGCAGCACAAACGGACGAACGAUCGGAUACUAUCAGUCUUGGAACGUUCGUGCCCGUAAGUGUGACACCAAGACCCCCAAACAGCUCAACACCGAAGGCUACACUCACCUCUUUUACUCUUUUGCUUUUAUCGAUCCUGUUUCGUUCAAGGUCACCCCAGCUCACAAUGACGAUAUCGACCAAAUGCGUGAGUUUACCAACCUCUCCAAGGGUGGCAAGCUCCAAACUUGGAUCGCCAUUGGUGGCUUUGACAUGAGCAACGAGGAAGCUCCUACUCAUACCACUUGGAGUGACAUGGUCUCUACCAAGGCUAACCGAGCUGCUUUCAUUGAAUCUGUUCGCUCUUAUAUGGAUGAGUAUGGCUUCCAGGGUGUUGAUCUCGAUUGGGAGUAUCCUGGUGAGCCCAAGCGUGGCGGCCGAAAGCUUGCUGAUACUCGUAAUUUCUCUAUGCUGCUCAAGGAAAUGCGAGCUGCCUACGGUAGCAAGUACGGCAUUAGCUUGACUUUGGCUCCUGACUACUGGUAUCUUCGUUGGUUUGAUGCAAAGGCUAUGGAGCCUUAUGUGGAUUUCUUUGGAUUCAUGGCCUACGAUCUACACGGCUACUGGGAUGAAGAUGUCAAGACUCUCGGCAAGAUCAUCCGUGGUCAAGCCGACAUUCGCGAGAUUGACAAAAACACCAUCCCUCUCUGGUUCGGCGGCUUAGACCCAAAGAAGAUCAACUUUGGUCUCGCCUUGUACGGACGUGGUUAUACCGUCGCUGACAAGAGCUGCAAUGACCUCGAAUGCUCAUUCGCCGGCCCUAGUAAGAAGGGAGAGUGCACUGACUCUGAUGGCGUUAUGUCACUUGGUGAGAUCAAGAGACUGAUCAAGGAGGGCACUGUCAAGUCUGUUUAUAACAAGGAGACGAUGAUGAAGCAAAUUACCUGGGAUGAUCAGUGGAUUGGAUAUGAUGACGAGGAAACCUUUGCUGAUAAAAAGGCUUGGGCUGAUGGUUACUGCUUCGGAGGUACCAUGGUUUGGAGCAUUGAUUUCCAGGAGUCUGACGAUGGCAGCGACACGGGACCCAUCAAAGUCCCUGGUGAUGCCAACACCGGGGGGCCCAUCAAAGGCGGUAGCGGCAGCGGCAAAGAAAUGGCUGAUGGUACCCAUAAGAAUACCCCCUUCACAGGAUUUCGCGGUUGCACAGUUGACCAAAAGACGAGCAUCACCCAAAGCUGGUGGGAUACUGUCGAAUUGGUCAGAAUGGGUGUCGCUACUGACUUUAACAAGAAGCCGGGGACAUUAGAAAGCCGAGUCUUUGGUUUUGAUGUGAACGAAAGAGAGGGUGCUGGUAACUUUAUCAACAUGAUCUACGGAAAUAUCUUCAAGCUUUACACUGACAAGGUCUACGGAAAGAUCCACAUGAGCUGUGUGGACGUCAAACAGGAACACAGAACAACACAGACCUCGUGUGCCAGUGAAGUCCGCUUAGGCGAAGUUGGUGGAUACGCCUUCUCAUACAGCGAGGAGCUCGAAGACCAAUAUAUUGUCAUGUGCAAGCCAUUCUUCCUGCCAGGCCAGGAACUGCUUCAGGCCUUACGUAAGGAGAUAGCAAGCAACGAGGGGUAUAAGAAGGAUCCGCAUCAGAUGAACGGCAAAACUAGAAUGCUACUCCACGAAAUCACGCAUUUAGCUGCUAUGUCUGAGACGAAAGAAAUGGUUGUCAAGGACCAAGACCUGCGUCCAGAGGCGAACGUCCCCGAAAGGGUGUACGGACCGGUACUCGUUCAGAGAAUGGGGAUGCAUAAAUUAGAGUCUGUGCGAGAUCGUACACAAUUAAACGCGGAUUCCUACGCCUUGUACGCUUCGUGGAAGUACUUCGAGGCUCUUUUCGGAACGCCUGAUGCCGUUGUGGUGCCAAGGGAUGAAGACGAUGGUGUAUCUGAUACACUUGUUUGCGCUCCAACCGACACUAACGGCCCUGUUCUUAGCCGAGACAACGCCAAAGCUGAUAUCGAUAAGUGGUGUGACUCUUUGAACCAAGGAACAAUCAGCCAAGAUGACACCCGCAAGGAGUAUGUCAAGUCUUACGGUAGUCCUGGAAAGAAAUACACGGAUCUUGUCUACAGCGCCAACUGGGUUAAAGACGUUAAAGGCGAUGGAUGCCCUAGUAGAACCAGAGGCACAGAACCGAAGCACUGCAAGAAGGCUAUGUACGAGGUAUUGGAUUCGUGUGGUAAGAAAGAUGGAAUGGAUGGCGGGUCGUCGAGAUAUGGUGGAAGUCAGCAGGGAGAUGAGCAGUGUGUGAUUUGGAAGAUUGAGAUAAUUGAUCUUGGUAUUCAGGGUUGA
Fusarium venenatum is the source of this 3000-nucleotide messenger RNA. RefSeq names its product glycoside hydrolase superfamily. Gene Ontology annotation, molecular function: chitin binding. The record is from RefSeq and is a predicted model, not a curated record. Gene Ontology annotation, biological process: carbohydrate metabolic process. NCBI's taxonomy places the organism in Eukaryota, Fungi, Ascomycota, Sordariomycetes, Hypocreales, Nectriaceae.